Messenger RNA from Phyllostomus hastatus (greater spear-nosed bat), 3778 nucleotides. It is a transcript of the gene ZBTB24, whose product is annotated as zinc finger and BTB domain containing 24. The coding region runs from base 171 to 2267 and encodes 698 amino acids. NCBI's taxonomy places the organism in Eukaryota, Metazoa, Chordata, Mammalia, Chiroptera, Phyllostomidae. The record is from RefSeq and is a predicted model, not a curated record. Gene Ontology annotation, cellular component: nucleus. The transcript has 7 exons. Gene Ontology annotation, molecular function: RNA polymerase II cis-regulatory region sequence-specific DNA binding; protein binding; DNA-binding transcription factor activity, RNA polymerase II-specific. Gene Ontology annotation, biological process: regulation of transcription by RNA polymerase II.
CCGGAGCUGAACCACGGGCGGUGCAGGAACCCCAGUGGCAGGCCCAGCGGAGCUGGAGACCAGGGAAAGCCCGGCGCGGGUGCGCCCGCCAGGCCGCUGGGUGGGCUGGUCGCGAUCCACACCUCGCCGGAUGCCCUGAGAGGCUUAAUUUUUCUUGUCUUCUAAAGAAAAUGGCAGAAACAUCAUCAGAGCCUUCUGGGCACCUCGUUGUACACUCAGACACUCACAGUAACGCUGUCCUGGCCAGUUUCGAGGACCAGAGGAAGAAAGGCUUUCUCUGUGACAUUACUUUAAUCGUGGAGAAUGUGCAUUUCCGGGCCCACAAAGCCUUACUGGCUGCCAGUAGUGAAUACUUCUCCAUGAUGUUUGCUGAAGAGGGGGAGAUCGGCCAGUCCACUUAUAUGCUGGAAGGCAUGGUAGCCGACACAUUUGGUAUCCUGCUGGAGUUCAUCUACACAGGUUGUCUCCAGGCCAGUGAGAAAAGUACAGAACAAAUCCUGGCUACCGCUCAAUUCUUAAAAGUCUAUGACCUGGUAAAGGCAUAUACAGACUUUCAAAUUAAUCAUAGUUCCCCAAAGCCCAUGACUUUGAACACGCCUGGUGCUCCAGUGGUUGUUAUUUCUAAUAAGAAAAAUGAUCCGCCGAAGCGCAAACGAGGAAGACCAAGAAAAGUCAACAGUUUGCAGGAGGGGAGAUCAGAACUGGCUGCAGAGGAAGAAAUACAGCUGAGAGUAAACAAUUCAGUUCAGAACAGACAAAACUUUGUGGUUAAAGAGGUAGACAAUGGUAUACUGAAUGAACAGACUGCAGCAAAAGAAAUGGAGGAAUGUGAGCCUGCUUGUGAGCUGCUAGGUCGAGGGGAGGAAACCCCUGCUGAAAAAGAUGAGAACUGUGAUCCUAAGACCCAGGAUGGACAGGACCACCAGACUCGGUAUAGCAAGCGGAGGAUUCAGAGAUCCAUCAAACUUAAAGACUACAAACUUGUUGGGGAUGAAGAAGACCAGGGUUCAGCCAAGAGGGUCUGUGGUAGGAGAAAGCGUCCAGUUGGCCCUGAGGCCCGUUGUAAAGACUGUGGCAAAGUCUUCAAGUACAAUCACUUUUUAGCAAUCCACCAGAGGAGCCACACGGGGGAGCGACCUUUCAAAUGUAAUGAAUGUGGAAAAGGCUUUACCCAGAAGCACUCCCUGCAGGUCCACACCCGGAUACACACAGGAGAGCGGCCGUAUACAUGCACCGUGUGCAGCAAGGCUCUCACCACCAAGCACUCACUGCUGGAGCACAUGAGCCUGCACUCAGGACAGAAGUCUUUUACCUGUGAUCAGUGUGGAAAAUAUUUCAGCCAGAAAAGACAACUAAAGAGCCAUUACCGAGUUCAUACAGGCCACUCAUUACCGGAAUGCAACCACUGCCAUCGCAAAUUCAUGGACGUGUCUCAGCUAAAGAAACACCUCCGAACACACACAGGUGAGAAACCAUUUACAUGUGAAAUCUGUGGCAAAUCUUUCACAGCAAAGAGUUCUCUUCAGACCCACAUCAGAAUCCAUCGAGGAGAAAAGCCAUACUCCUGUGGCAUAUGUGGCAAAUCCUUCUCUGACUCCAGUGCCAAGAGGAGACACUGUAUUCUACACACCGGCAAAAAGCCUUUCUCCUGCCCUGAGUGUAACUUACAGUUUGCUCGCUUAGACAACUUGAAGGCUCACUUGAAAAUCCAUAGCAAAGAGAAACAUGCGGCAGAUGCCGGCAAUGUUUCCAGCAACAAUAAUACUGAAGAGGUCAGGAAUAUUCUUCAGCUGCAGCCGUAUCAACUCUCUACCUCCGGAGAGCAGGAAAUCCAGCUUCUGGUGACCGACUCUGUACAUAACAUCAAUUUCAUGCCUGGUCCUAGCCAAGGAAUCAGCAUCGUUGCUGCAGAGAGCUCCCAGAACAUGACUGCAGACCAGGCUGCUAAUCUCACGCUGCUCACCCAACAGCCAGAACAACUGCAGAAUUUAAUUCUUUCAGCUCAACAAGAGCAAACAGAACACAUUCAGAGCCUCAAUGUGAUCGAGAGCCAGAUGGAACCCUCGCAGAGCGAGCCUGUGCACGUGAUCGCCCUCUCCAAGGAAACCCUGGAGCAUCUGCACGCCCAUCAAGAGCAAACAGGCGAGCUCCAUUUAACAAGUGCUGCACAUCCGGCUCAGCACCUGCAGCUGACGCAGGAGUCUGCUCCACCUCCACCCAGCCACCAUGUGCCCCAGCCCACACCGCUGAGCCAGGAGCAGAGCUGAUCUGGAAACAUGUUUGAAUGUUCUACCGGUCCCUUCUCCACAAGCCAGCUGUAAAUGAAUUGUGUGCUUGAAGUCAGGCUUCCUGACAUGCUCACUUACAGAUCCUUACAGAGAUGUGAUACCUAGCUGAUAGUCAUAAUGUUUUCCAUCCAGGCAGCAAGAUGCAAGAUGCGUGUAUCAUGUCCCAUACAUAGUACUGAUAAAGAUUUAGCAUUUCACUGUCUUUAUGUGGGGUAUUAUUGAUUUGGACUUUUUCGUAAGAACUAAAUGUUCAAAGCCACAGGUUAUAAUCUUGUUGACCUUCUCAGUUAUAGUUUUUAGUUUUUCAGACAAAGGAAGUCAUACGUUGAAUCGGGUAGAGUGGCUAGUUCCACUUCCUCAUUUCUCAUAGGCAGCACGCUUGCCUCCAUGAGUCAGACUCAGACCUGCAGUGAUGUUUGAUCUUCACGAUAAAGUUCAAGCUUUCUUAAUUGCCCGCAAUAAAAAUCUAAUCGGUGUAAUUUGUGUUAAAUAUACUCUGCUGAAUUCUAAUUGACCUCCAAAGAUGGUGAUCUGUGUAUUAUGUCUGAUAACUUUCUGGAGAUAGGAACCUGUAAGCUGCUUUUAUAAAUCCUACAAAAUGGACACACUAUUUUUCAAAGUAAAUGUUUUCUCAUUAUCUUAAAAUCUUUGAGCCUCAGAGAAUUAGUAGCCAGCAUGUGUCUAUUAUUACCAUACGAUUUUAGAUAACUGUCAAAGAUUAAAUGUUUUGUUUAGGUUUUCGAGCCCAGCAUAUUUUAUUUUAUUAAAUACUUUAACUGCUUUCUCUCAAGAAAACUAGUAGAGAAUUUUUCAGAAAAGAUGGUAGGCACUGCUACAUGUAAAUUAACAAUGCCAGUGGAGAGUAGGGCUUAUCUGUCCUAAAAUUAACAGCAUCAUCACAUCAGUUACUUUUUUCUUGUUUUAGACAUCUUUGAUUUCCACCAGAAUCACAUUGAGUUUGGAAUUUAAAGUAACACAUAAUGGUUCAGGUUUGAGAGAUGAAAGAAACCAGUUUUCUAACAUAUUUGUCAAAAUAUAUUUUGUAUAUAAUUCACAAAAUUUCCAAAAUGAUUUAUCUUAGAUGUAUCAACCAAAGUAAUGUUAAAUAAGACCUGACUAGAGCAAAAGUGUGAUUUUUGCAAAUACAGUUAUGCCUUAAAUAUUAUUUCAGGUUCUUGCCUUAGUCAUUUAAACUAUUUACUUAAACCUUAUUCUUAAAAUGCAAAGCUUUUCAAAGCCUACUGGCCCACAUUUUCUCCUGGAUAUAAAUAGUAUUCCACUAUUGGGUUGGCCAAAAAGUUCGUUUUUUCCAUAGAUGGCUCUAGUAGUACUUAGUUCUUAACCUCAUUGAAAGCAGUUUUGUUCGAUUGUAUUGUGACAGUUGUCAUAUCAAUGUGCAUUUUAAAAAAAUAACCAAAACUGGUAAAUUUUUGUAUGGCUGUUUUAAUAUUGAAGAUGUUAGAAAAUAUGCAACAUUUUCAGCUUAUGCU